GUUGAAAAGAACAACAUUACGCAACUUGCCAAGUGAAAGAGGCAAACGCGAUUUUCCUGGCACACAGCGAAACAAUGUCGUGCGCCGACAAGAUCGUCUCCGCUCUGAUCAGGGCCAACAAGGCCGCUAAGCUUCGCUGCCUCCCGGCCGCGAGAUGCACGUCCACGGCGGCGGCGGCGGCCACUCGGGAGAAGCGGCGGCGGACGGCGGACGGAGGAUGCGCCGGCGUGGAGGCUGAUCCCGUGGAGCUCAUCAGCCCGAGCCGGAGCGUCCGCGACGGGGCGCGAGGCGACAUCGGCGUGGACUUCAAGAACACGGAAGAAGCCUACAAGAGCAAGAGCAACGUGGAGCUGCUCAGGAGUCUGCUCGUCUUCAAGCUGUGCACGGUGGACGUCUUGGUGGACAAGAACAAGGAGUUGAUGGAGCUGAGCAAGAAGGUGCUGGGCCAGUGGCUGUUCGAGAAGCUGAUGAAGAUGACCUUCUACGGGCAGUUUGUGGCGGGCGAGGACCACAACGCCAUCAAGCCUCUGAUCCAGAAGAACCAGGCGUUCGGCGUGGGCGCCGUGCUGGACUACAGCGUGGAGGAGGACCUUACGCAAGAGGAGGCCGAGAAGAAGGAGAUGGAUUCAUGUGUGUCUCAAGCCGAGAAAGAAAGUCCAGGCGCCGAUCACCGCGAGAAGAAGUACAAGGCCCAUCGGCAGUUCAGCGACCGACGCGGCGGCGUCAUUAGCGCUCGCACGUACUUUUACGCCGACGAGGUCAAAUGUGACAACCAGCUGGAAACGUUUAUCAACUGCAUCAAAGCCUCAGGAGGAGCCUCUGCAGAUGGCUUCUCGGCCAUCAAGAUGACAGCUCUGGGACGCCCACAGUUCCUUCUCCAGUUUUCCGAAGUCUUGGUCAAAUGGAAGCAGUUCUUUAAGUUCCUGGCGGCCCAGCAGGGAAAAUCGGAAAUGACGGCUCUGGAGCAAAAACUGGAGCCGGGACAACUCAAGGAGAGUUUGACCAGGCUGGGUGUCGCUGCUAAGGAUGACAUUGAGAACUGGUUCACCGGACUGUCAGGAACUAUAGAUAUGCUGGACUGGAACAGUUUGAUAGAUGACACAACCAAAAUCUCCAAUCUGCUCAUGGUGCCAAUCCUUGAGACGGGCCAGCUGGAGCCGCUACUGAGCACAUUCACAGCGGAGGAAGAGCGCCAAAUGAAGCGAAUGCUGCAGAGAGUGGACAUCCUGGCCAACCAUGCCAUGGAGCACGGCGUGCGGCUCAUGGUGGACGCCGAGCAGACGUACUUCCAGCCGGCGAUUAGCCGCCUGACCCUGGAAAUGCAGAGGAAGUUCAACACAGAGAAGCCGAUAAUCUUCAACACGUAUCAGUGCUACCUGAGGGAGGCCUACGACAACGUGACGGUGGACGUUGAGCUUUCUCGGCGGGAGGGCUGGUACUUCGGUGCCAAGUUGGUCCGCGGGGCCUACAUGUACCAGGAAAGAGCCCGGGCGGAGGAGAUCGGCUACGAGGACCCAAUCAAUCCCGACUACGACGCCACCAAUAGGAUGUACCACAAAUGUUUGGAGUACCUGCUGGAGGAUAUCGACCACGGUCGCAAGUCAAACAUCAUGGUUGCCACUCACAACGAGGACACGGUGAAAUUCACCUUGGAGAAGAUGAACGAGAUGGGGCUUUCACCCACAGAGAACAAAGUUUACUUUGGACAGCUGCUCGGCAUGUGUGACCAGAUUAGCUUCCCGCUAGGUCAAGCGGGUUUCCCGGUGUACAAAUACGUCCCGUACGGCCCUGUAGACGAGGUCAUCCCGUAUCUGUCCCGCCGCGCUCAGGAGAACCGCGGCUUCAUGAAGGGCUCGCAGCGGGAGCGCAGCUUGCUGUGGAAGGAGCUCAAGCGGCGCCUGCUGCGGGGGCAGAUCCUCUACAAGCCCGUCUACUGAGUAUCGGGACCACCAGGCGCUGCAGGCAUGCCGCCAUUGACCCCCAUCUUGGGCUGGUGGGGUACCGCUUAACAACAUGGACACCCUUUUUGGUUAUACUCUUUAGUUUAGCAUUUUGUUUAGAGAAGAACACUGAGAGUCACUUUCUGCUUGCCAAAUAGUGAGCCCACGACUUUGCAGUGAUGAAUGAGCUACAACAGAUUAAGAUAUGGUGGAUCAUUAUUUGGCAAGUUAGUAUCUGUUUCGAUAAUCCUGUGGUUCAGUUGCGCUUUAGCCAUUAAGAAGGUGGAAAAGAGAGUUAUAGUUAGAUUUUAGUCGCACUGGGUAAAUAAUGUAAGGGUGGUUGGUGAGCCCGCAACUUACAGAAUUAAAGCAGUCACCAGCUGCUUGCCAAAAUGUGAGCCCACUAUGCUCACCCCUUCAGCGUUUUUAAACACAAAGCCUCUUUGUUAGUCAUAUAUAAGCACUUAUUUACAAUCUAGUCAUCUGAACUUCAGCUAUUAUUAGGUUGCAAAAGGGAGGCAUAUUUUAAAGUGCACUCAUGUCCUUUGUUGGUCAUUUAUAAGCAGUUUUCUAUUUAGUUAAGUGGCGACUCACUACUUGGUAACUUAUCUAAGUUAUCUGAAAAACAGUAACUACCAUUGGGUGACUAACAUAAUGGUUAACGUAGUGGGCUCACUAUUUGGCAAGUCAGAGGUGACAAUUGAGGGGGUGUAAUGCAUCGAUAAAUUAUUUUCUUAUGUACUUUUAAAAAGGUUUGACACUUUUCUUGCAUAUCUGUCACUCCAACAUGCCAUAAUAUUGGACGCACAAGAUUAUUGACGCACGGAAUUGUACAUGUAAUAAUCUACUGUAUUAUGUUGACAUAUGGUGUCUAAUUAUGGUGCAGUGAAGGGAUUUAAAUUGCAGAGAAACAUAUACUGUACUUUAGUAAUAGUCACAUAAGUAUGUCGAUAAUAACAAUUGUCUUAUUUCUGUGCAAUUGGUUGCACGGUGCAAAAGAGUAGAAGAAAUGUUACAUUUCACUUGAAGCAUAGGUACAACUAUGAGAAAAAUUUUCCAUAGUUUCUGACACAGAAGCACAAGAGCCAACUAGAGACACAUUGCUACACAAGGACAAUGGUCAAACGCAGUUUUAUUUAUUCUUUUGUUGCAAUAAAUCAAGAGAAAUGGGACUAUAUCAAAAGUAUUAGGAUGUGAACUAAGUGUUGCAACAAAGGCACAUUAUAUGUUUGUUUUUUUAACUUUGUAUGUGUGUGUUCUAUCAUUUUAUUGUUGGUGGAUCAGAAUUUUGUACAAUUGUAGAAUAAAUAUUCUUUUGAAUAAAACAAUAAUAAAAAUGAUAUAUAUGGUAAAUGAA
Phyllopteryx taeniolatus (common seadragon) is the source of this 3297-nucleotide messenger RNA. RefSeq names its product proline dehydrogenase (oxidase) 1a (gene prodha). The transcript has 14 exons. Gene Ontology annotation, cellular component: mitochondrion. Gene Ontology annotation, molecular function: FAD binding; proline dehydrogenase activity. NCBI's taxonomy places the organism in Eukaryota, Metazoa, Chordata, Actinopteri, Syngnathiformes, Syngnathidae. Bases 75 to 1937 code for a protein of 620 amino acids. The record is from RefSeq and is a predicted model, not a curated record.